AUGGCGUCUCUCGAAAACGGCCAUGCCAAUGGCUUAAUCGGCGAUUCCCUACCAUCCGCAAGCUCCCUACCUAACCUACGUUUCUCUGAUAUCCCCGAUGCCAUCGAUAUUCCCGCCUCCAGUUUCGACAGCGAAGUCGAAGUCAGUCUCCUCGAUCUCCCCGAAGACCCAACCGAGCUCUGCACCCUUCUGGAAAACGAACGGGCAGCCAAGAAUUUCUGGGUCAUCAUCGCAUUGGCCUACGCCAAACGAAAGCAGAUCGACCAUGCCAUCGACAUCCUGAACAAGGGUCUGGCCUCCGUCGCCCAUGGCGCUACCAAAGAGAAACUCGGCCUUCUUGGCUGGAUCUGCUGGUUGCUCAUGCUGAAGAGUCGCCAGGCUCCUCGUGUCGCGCCAGAGGGAGAGCUUUACUCAGAAGCCAAAACCAAGGAUCACUACCUGCAGCUAGCAACUUCCACUCUGAACGAGGCAUCGCGUCUGAACCCUGCGUACCCGCCUCUCUUCCUAGCUCGCGGCGUCUUGUGUCUUCUCCGUGCCUCCUUAUACCCUCCGCGUGCGGUUCGACCCGGUGCCAUCGACACGUCCGAGCGGGUCGAAGCCCUGCGGCAAGCGCUGAAAUGUUUCGACGAGUCCUCCAAGGCCUUUGGCGGUCGUAACAUUAUGGCUAUCCUGGGCCGUGCCCGCGCACUAUACAUGUUGGGAAGAUACGCAGAGGCUCUCGAAGGCUAUCAAAAGGUCCUGAUGAAGGUACCUAAUCUGACAGACCCUGAUCCUCGUAUCGGUCUAGGAUGCUGUCUUUGGCAGCUGGGCUUCAAGGACCAAGCGAAGGUGGCAUGGGAACGAUCACUGGCUCUGAAUCCCGAGUCCAAGGUCGCGAACAUCCUCCUCGCCGUGUACUACCUUUACGACAGCUCCCGCCGCUCUACUACCGACCCCAUGUUCGGCUCCUUGUACAAAAUGGCCAUGACCCAAUACACACAGAAGGCUUUCAAGCUGGAUAAAGAAUACCCCAUGACCUGCGCCUCAUUCGGAAGCUACUUCCUCCUCCGCAAACAAUACCCGACCGUUGAGACACUCGCCCGCAAGGCGAUCGAAAAGACGGAUGUCAUGCCCAUUGCUAGUGACGGCUGGUAUCUGCUUGGCCGAAAGGCACACUACGAGGGCGAUGGUGCUCGCGCUACAGAGUACUACAACAAAUCCGACCAGGCUCGUGGUGGUGGUGAAAAGGGCUUCUUGCCUGCUAAAUUCGGUGCUGUGCAAAUAUCCGUCUCGAACAAGGACUUUGAUGGUGCCAAGUUCCGCUUGGAGAAGAUUGUCCAACAAUCAAAGAACGCCGAGGCUAUGAUUCUGCUCGCGGCGCUGCACGCCGAAGACGUCUUUACCUCACUAAAGGCCGGUCUCAAGGAUGAUAAGUCGAAUGAGACGAAGCGUGCUAUCCAUUUGCUAGAGUCUGUGCGCUCGAUGUGGAAGGAUGAGAAGCAAAAGCUGACUCCAGAUGAAUCUGUCCUGGUCUAUCUGGCUCGUCUGUACGAGACCACCUCUCCGGAAAAGUCCAUGCAGUGCUUGGCCCAACUAGAGGAGCUGCAGAUUUCUGGUAUUCCCGAGAGUUCUCGGCCUGAUAUUGACGAUCCGGAGGAUCUGAAGGCUGCUCUCCGCGAGAGUCUUCCUCCCCAGCUGCUUAACAAUAUGGGAUGCUUCCUCUACCAAAACGAGAAGAUUGCUUUGGCGCGUGGCAUGUUCCAAUCCGCACUCAAUGCUUGCGUACAUUCGCAAGAGAGAAAAGAUGGUUCCGACAACGAUGCCCUCGUCACAACUAUCAGCUACAAUCUUGGUCGCACAUAUGAGGCAGCAGACAUGUGGGACGAAGCUAAGAAGGUCUACGACGGACUCCUCGAACGACACAACGACUACACCGAAGCUAGUGCACGUUUGACCUAUAUCGCCCUCCGCCAAAGCCCAACCGAGGAAGGACCCAAGAAGAUGUCCAAGCUCUACGAAACCGACUCCUCAAACCUGGAAGUCCGAUCUCUCUUCGGCUGGUAUCUCAGCAAGUCGAAAAAGCGUGUGUCCAAUUUGGCCGAGGACUCGGAACAGCGCCAUCACAAGCACACCCUACAAUACUACGACAAGCACGACCGCUACGCUCUAACCGGGAUGGGCAACGUCCACCUCCUCGCUGCGCGCGAUAUGCGCCGCGACACCGAAGCCGACAAAGAAAAGCGCCGCAAGGUCUACCAGCGCGCAGUAGAGUUCUUCGACAAGGCCUUACAGCUAGAUCCCAGGAACGCAUACGCUGCACAGGGAAUCGCCAUCGCCCUAGUCGACGAUAAGAAAAACUACAGCGCCGCCGUGACAUUCUUCUCCAAGAUCCGAGACACACUCAAGGAUCCGAGCGUCUACCUAAACCUGGGCCACGUCUACGCCGAAUUGCGCCAAUACUCGCGCUCAAUCGAACACUACGAAGCGGCCCUCGCCAAGGAUCGCGCCCGCGACGUGCAAAUCCUAGCCUGUCUAGGCCGAGUCUGGUGGCUCAAGGGCAAACAAGAGAUGAACCUGGUCGCAAUGAAAACAGCCCUGGACUACGCCCUCCGCGCCCGAGACGUCUCCCCCGACCAACUCCACCUCCAAUUCAACGUAGCCUUUGUGCAAAACCAAAUCGCCUCCCUCGCAUACAGUCUGCAACCAACGCAAAAGACGCUCCAAGAUGUGCUGGAAGCUGCCGACGGAUUGAAAGAAGCAAUCGAGACCUUUGAGAAGAUCUCGAAGGAGAAAAAUCCCCCUUACCCAGCCCAAGCACUCGAGCAACGUGCAAACAUGGGUCGCACGAUUAGCAAGCAGCUUGAUCGCGCGAUGCAGAGUCAGAAGGAGUAUGAGGAGAAGAAUGCGGCGAAAUUACAACAAGCGCGCGACGCACGUGAAGCGGCUCAAGCAAAGCGUGAAGAGGAAUUGCGAAAGGCGCAGGAAAUUGAGAUCGAGCGGAAGAGGAAAAUUGCCGAGGAGCGCGCGCAGAUGGCUGAGGAGACGCAGCAGAGCGCGGCGAGAAGGGCGGAGGCUGAUCGUGCGCGUGAGGAGGCGGAGCUUACGGAUGGGUCGCAGGGUGAGAGGGUCAAGAGGAAGAAGAAGACUGCGGCUAAGCGGAAGAAGAAGGGUGGUGAUGACUUUAUUGCUGAUGAUGAGGAGGGUCUUGGUGGUGGUGAAGAUCAGGAACGCAGUGGUGGGGAAGGAGAGAGUGAGGGCGAAGCUGCGCCUAAGAAACGUCGUCGUCUUGAGCGGAGGUCUGGUGGCAAGGUUGCUGCUGCUAAGGCUUCUAGCAAGUACAAGAGUGAUGAGCGGAUUGUUGAUUCGGAUGACUCGGAUGAGGAGGCGGGUGGUGAGGCUGCGCCGGGUACACCUGGUGAUGAGGAUAAGGAAGAUAUUUUCGGCGAUGAUGAGCAAAUACAGGAAGAUGUUGCGCCUCGUCGUCGGGGUAAGGCGCGUCAUAUUGCCGAUGAUGAUGAUGAGGAGGAUGAGGAUGCGGAAGAAGGUCACCAGGCUCCGGCUAAAGCGAACGAGGACAAUGAUGACGAUGACCUCUUCGGGGAUGAGGAGAAGACUCAGACUCAGGAUACGGAGAUGCAAGACUGA
Molecule: messenger RNA, 3624 nt
Organism: Penicillium waksmanii
Lineage: Eukaryota; Fungi; Ascomycota; Eurotiomycetes; Eurotiales; Aspergillaceae
Product: putative RNA polymerase II transcription elongation factor (Ctr9)
Exons: 2
Coding region: 1-3624 (1207 amino acids)
Biological process (GO): regulation of DNA-templated transcription
Cellular component (GO): Cdc73/Paf1 complex
Molecular function (GO): RNA polymerase II complex binding
Source: RefSeq, a predicted model, not a curated record